UGCGUAAACAAAGAAUUACACCUUUUGUACACAUUUGUCGGUCAGACCUACCUCUUAUUCACACUAAUGAAUAAGAGAGUAUUUAUAAUGUGCAUAGAAAAUGUACAAAUUAAUGUCAUUUUCAAAAAGUUAUGCAGAUCUCUACUCCUCAUUCUAAAACCCGGCAAGACCUCCAAAUUUGACACAAUUAUGUAACAACAAAACAAAAAUAAAUCUAAGACUUCAAACGAGACAAAUUAAAUAUAAAAAGGUCCUCUUGUAUUGGGAGCAGUAAAUCACAACAAUGACUCUGAACUCGCUGUAAAAUGUUAAUUCUUACUAUCCCAAAAGAUGUUAAUGAAACUCCGGUGGAGCCUUCCAUUCCUACAUCAAAAGAAGAUGUGGUGGCUGGACCUGAAACAUAGUUAUCUAUAUAUAUAGUAAAUACGGAGUUCUGUAUUUACUAGCAUCGAGAGAGAAGGUGAAUAAUAAAUUAAAGAUGCUGAUUGGCCAUGAAAGUUGUCAAGUUGGAGAGGGAAAUUUAAAGGUAGGUGGUGAUGAUAAGCUGGUGAUUGGAAGGUGUAGGGAAAUGUGUUUUUUGACAUAAAUAUUCACAUUAUACAUUGCAUACAUGUCCUCAAAAAUCAUUUUCGUCCUUUCCAUGGCCAAAUUUAUUCCCCGGAUCCGACCCGGAUCCACUCAACCAGCAACCACAACCUCUGUGUCCUUACAUCAGCCAUACACUGCCCUAAGCUGAGCCAUUGCCGAACUUCUAUUUGUUCUUUUAUGUGAGGUAAGUUUCGGAUUGAAUCGAACCUGCAUUUUGGAUUUUGAGAAGCUAUCAUGGAUCAAUGCGCGAUUCCGGAUUUCGAGAUCGAUGAGGACUACUGCUCCCCUCUUCCCGUUGUUCCGCAGCCGAAUGUUUCUGGAAAUACUAAGAAGUCUGCAGUGGCAGAAGAGGAAAUCAUGGAGUUAUUGUGGCAGAACGGUCAGGUAGUGGUGGUGCACGCUCAAAACCAGAGAUCUGUUAAAAAACCGACUCCGUUCGGCAGCAGCGAUGCGACGAUUCCGCUUCCUCCCGCCGGCGACGUCAGAUCAGCGGCGGUGGAUGAAAUGCCAGCGCCUCAGCAUCUGUUCAUGCAGGAGGAUGAGAUGGCGGCUUGGCUUCAAUGUCCUCUGGUUGAGUAUCCUAUCGACCGGUAUCUCGGAGCCGAUCUACUGUAUCCGGCAGCUUCAGCUGCGCCGCCACCGCGGGACGGGAGACCAUCCGCGUCUCAGAUCCGACAUCCGCCGGCUCCUCAGUUAUCCGCCGACGCUCCUCGGCCGCCUAUACCUCCCGGAAGGCGAACAGAACCGGAAAGCGCGUCGCGUUUCCAGAACUUGGGAAACCUACCGCGAUUGGCUCGCCCGAAUUUCAGAGCCGGAACGUCGAGAGACUCGACGGUUGUGGAGUCCAAUGAGACUCCGAUGGUAGGGAGAGAACACAGAGUUUCACGGGUAGCGGACAGAGCAGCGCAGAUUGCCGGCGGCAAUGUAGGAUGCGGGAUGGAAGCUGCUAGAACAUCAAACGGAGGAAAGGGAACGGGAACGUGUGAAUUGAGUUUGACGACGUCGCCGGGAAACUCCGGCGCCAGUGUCAGCGAAGAGAAGUCAAUAGCUCCGGUGGCGGAGGAUCGGAAGCGCAAAGCAAGGGAAACGGACGAGGAGGGCCAUAACGCGGAGGCUGAGUCAGCGUCUGCUGAUGCAAAGAAGCAAUCCCGUGCUUCUGGAUCGACCAAGCGAUCUCGUGCUGCAGAGGUCCAUAAUCUAUCCGAAAGGAGGCGUCGAGAUAGGAUCAACGAGAAAAUGAAAGCUCUGCAAGAACUAAUUCCACGUUGCAACAAGUCAGACAAAGCUUCAAUGUUGGAUGAAGCUAUCGAGUAUUUAAAAUCAUUACAGUUGCAAGUGCAGCAUAUGAUGCAAUAUAAUGUGAUUUGGACCCAGGACCCUCAAUGCAGUAUCUACAUGUAGCCCUCAAUGCAGUAUCUACAUAUGAUGUCGAUGAGUCAUGGAUGUGGAAUGAUGCCAAUGAUGUACCCCGGAUUCCAGCAGUACAUGCCUGCUGCAAUGAGUCUUGGGAUGGGGAUGGGAAUGAACCCACAGGUUGGACCGUACCCAACUGUUCUUCCAACUUCCUCCAUGCCAAACCCUUCCCCUGCUACAUCUUUGGGUCCAAGAUUCCCUAUGCCCACUUUUCCCAUGCCUCCUCCCUUUCCAGUUCCUGAUCCCUCAAGAAUUCCAGCUCCUAGCCAGCCACCACCAGAUCCUAUGCUAAACUCGCUUGUCCCUCAUAAUAAUUCUAACCAAUCGCCUUUCCCAAUUCCCCCCACAGAUGCAUACCAACAUUAUCAGCUUGGUCUUCACCACAGCCAAGUCACACAUCAACCGAAGAUGGAACAUCAUAUUAACAAGCUAGCUAGCAGCAGCAAAGAUGUUAAUAACUCGACGAACCAUCAAUAUGGCUGAAUUCCAUGUGGAUAGUUUAUGUAAGAGGCGUCUUCCCAAACUAAAUUUUGUAGUGUAAACAAAAAGAGGAACACAAUGCAGAAUUGCAGACACAUCUGGCAUAUUUCAUACAGAUGAAGCUUACAGCUAACUUGUAAUUAGUAAACCAAUCUUCAUUGUGAUUUUCAGUUAAUUAAUGGAAUUAUUUCUGAUUGUUUUCAGUUACCAAUUGAACUGAGGCAAUCGUUUGACAAUGACUGCUUAUUAAUGGACAAGACUAUGUAAAUUCAAAGAAGCAAAAUGUUCAUUCUGUAUUAUGUAAGGAGCCCUUGAGUGUACGUUUGUAAUCCCAAAAAUGUCAAGGAAAGAAAAUAUGUAUGAACAUGUAAGCAAAUUUUGGAAGGAAAGAAAACUUGGAACACAACUAUUGGUUCAAAGUUCAAACUUGAUAGUUUUAGAAUGCGUGGAACAUGACUAUUAAAGUAUUAUUAUGUAUAUAAUAUUUGUGCAAAC
Molecule: messenger RNA, 2976 nt
Organism: Cuscuta epithymum
Lineage: Eukaryota; Viridiplantae; Streptophyta; Magnoliopsida; Solanales; Convolvulaceae
Source: the annotation of a GenBank genome assembly